UCAGUACCAAAAGCGGUAACCCCGAGCUACACUCGGGCUUACCAUGCGGCAUUGCUCAGGGAUUCCCUGCAGCACUUACCUUGUCCUUCGCUCCCGCGAUGUGUCCCCUGCAGCGUCCCCGGCCAUCUCCUCCGGCCGAUGCCGGCAUCCGGCUUCCGUGUUCCGGUCCCUGUGACGUCGGGACGUACAGGCGCCGGAACCGGUGGCAAAUUUGAAAGUUUUAAAAAAUGUCUUAUUUUAAAAUGAUUAUUUUGUCCCUACUGCUUUGUCCUGUGCCCUGCCUGCAUUUUGACUGUUCUUUCUG
Staurois parvus is the source of this 304-nucleotide messenger RNA. The record is from the annotation of a GenBank genome assembly. Lineage: Eukaryota; Metazoa; Chordata; Amphibia; Anura; Ranidae.